CCACAUACGUAUUUUACAGUGCAACUAUCAAUUACCCGUACUGAAUUAAAAAAAGAAUAAACUGAGGAAAGUCGAGUUGUUUUGAAACAUGUUCCUUUUAUGGAAGUCACGGGGGGCAAGGUAACGACCGUGCUGCUCUCAGCAACCUUGCCUUCUUACUAGUAGUACCCUCCUCCUAUAUACCUAUUUUUCAAUAUGGCUGCCAUUUACGCCGUAUAUACCUCUCCUACACACCCGCCGAUCCCAAAUCAUCUCCCCACUCUCAUAGUAACUCCUCAUGGUCAACCAUCUAACAUUCUCUACUCUUACCUCCACACCAACUUUAAUUCCGAGAAUUACCUUUUGACUCCUUCCCCCCAAGGUGACCUUUGUGUCGCCAAGCUUUUCCCCCCACGUCAGAUUCCUGGAAAAUCUACUGCAUCCGACCCUGGUCAUUCCUCUUCUUCCGCUGCCCGCUUGGUUCGCUGUGAAGCAUCCCGUAAUCUCAAAUGGUCGAUUGCAAACACAGGUGUGAUAUCACCUAUCUACAAGCUCUCCCUACCAUCCCCAGACUCCCCCGAUCUACCCCUCUUCCAAAUCUCCAAACCCAAUCCUAAUGCUGCUUUCUGGAGCAUGUUCUACUUCGCUUAUGCUGGUCAUAAUAUACCCCCCAAGCGCAUUGAAUUCGGAAAGAUACAGAAGAACCCACCAGGUCCAAACGGUGGUGGAACUAGAAUUAGUAUCACAGGCAAAACACCCGAGGAAAAGGCUGUGUGGCAGACCUUGGGAGAGGGAAACGAGGACUGUGUCGAAUGGGUGGUUCUCUGCGCAGCCCUGAACCUUCUCGACGAUGAGAUCAUGAAGGCGGCCGAGAAGAAUCCCCCUACUCCUGCUGCACCUGGUCCCAUGCCAAACGGUGCGCCCGGUCCUAUGCCCAAUGGCACGCCUGGCCCUGGUGGUCGACCGGCGCCUGUUGCGCUCCAUGACCCUGGUCCAGCCUCUGCACCUUCUCAAGGCCAGCCACGGCCUGGCCCAUCGCAGCAGCAUCCACCCCGCGGUCCACCCCCUCCCCAUGCCCAAGGAGGGCCAGGUCCUGGGCCGGGUGGUCGCCCCCCACAAGGGUUCCCCCCUCCAAGAGGAUUCGCACCUGGACAAGGACCCCCUCCAGGGUCCAUGCCGCCUGGUCCUGGUCAAGGCGGUUAUCCUCCAGGGUUUGGUCCCGGACGUCAUCCUCCACCACAACAGCACCGCAUGCCGGGUCCCCCUGGUGGCCCUCCACCUGGUAUGCUCCCUGGCCGUGCGCCACCGCCACAACAGCCACAUCCUCAGCAAAUACCCCCUGGACAACAACAGCAGGCAAUGCCAAGACGUUUCUGAUACUCUUGUAUACCUGGACAGCUUAUCAUGAGACAGUCUACUUUACCCCCUUUACCCUCUCCCUGACAUUUCUGGUACUGGACACCUUCAUAGGUUUCACAUGCUCGCUGACUCUGGAUUAUCGUGCCUUUCGUCUUUUAGUGAUCGACCUAGUUUGACCUUCUUGAUGAUAUUGUCACCCUCUUUUGAAUCUCUCAGGU
Molecule: messenger RNA, 1556 nt
Organism: Suillus clintonianus
Lineage: Eukaryota; Fungi; Basidiomycota; Agaricomycetes; Boletales; Suillaceae
Exons: 5
Coding region: 196-1356 (386 amino acids)
Source: RefSeq, a predicted model, not a curated record